This is a messenger RNA of Gallus gallus (chicken), 23950 nucleotides long. RefSeq names its product zinc finger protein 618 (gene ZNF618). The record is from RefSeq and is a predicted model, not a curated record. NCBI's taxonomy places the organism in Eukaryota, Metazoa, Chordata, Aves, Galliformes, Phasianidae. The transcript has 17 exons. Gene Ontology annotation, molecular function: protein dimerization activity. The coding region runs from base 13693 to 16920 and encodes 1075 amino acids.
GCCCUCCCGGCCCGUCCGCGCCGCGCGGAAAACAAAGCGGCGCCCGGAGCGGCCAUGGCGGGGACAGCCCGGCCGAGCGCUGCCUCCGCGGCCCGGCCCGGCGCCCGCUGCCCGCUCCCCCGCCGCCCUGCCCGGCCCCGCGUCCGCGUCCCUCCCGGAGCUUCUGCCCCCCUCCAUCCCGUCUCCUGGUGUUGAUUUUUAUUUCCCCCCCCCCCCUUCACUCCAACCCUCCUCAUUUUCCUCCCGAGCGCCGGGGUGUUUUUUUUUUUUUUUUAAUUUUUUAAUUUUUUUUUUUAUUUUUUAAAAAUAUUUUUCCAUUAAAACGACGCCACCUAGAGGAGACUAUUUCGUAAAUAAGGGGAAAAAAAAAAGAAAUUAAAAUUGCAAAAAAAAAAAAAAAAAAAGCAAUAUUCAGCUCUUUCUGAUUUAGCAGAAAGUUGGCGCCGGGAGGGGCGGGGGGGCGCGGAUCUGAUUUCGGUCUGUUUCUAAGCCAAACCUGUAAUGUGGAAAUGGAAAUUAAGCUGAAUUUGAAUGAAUUCUGUUUUUUUUUUUUUUUUUUCAAUUUUUUUAAUUUUUUUUUUUUUUACUCCCCUUUUUAUCCCCUUUUUUUCGGGGGGGUGGGGGGAGGGAUGGGAUGUCGCUGUGGGCUUUGGGCUGGGGGGGGAACUCCUGGAGUUGGAUGCAGGCGGCCCCUCCGAUGGCUGCCACGGAACGCUCACUUUCCCAAAGUGGGAGCAAUUAGGAAUUGUACUUCAUUGUAAUUUUGAACUUGCACGCUGCGCCAGAAUUGGGGUUUGCUGCAGUGCUGGAAGUGGUUUGUGUCAAACCAGGAGUUUUGCAGGAAAAUUGGAGCGUAGAAAAUUGGCUGUGGACACACCCCGGGUUUUAUUUAUUUUAUUUUUUAUUUUUUUUGGGGGGGGGGGGGGUGAUUUUGGAUUUCAUGCAGAACUGCUCUGAAACAAUGAGAUUGUGAGCAGAGCCCGGGGACGGCGGGGUGGGCAGAGCCGGGACUCAGAUGGCAGAUUGGUUUUUGAAUUUCUUGGCUUUCCGGAUGGUUUCUGCUGCCAUCAUUAAAGCAGUUUCCAGUGUUUAAUUUCCUAUUUCGUUUGUCAAGGAAAAAAAAAAAAAAAAAAAAAAAGAGAAAUUUCCAUAGGAGGUUUUUUCUUUUUUUUUUUUCCUCCUUUUUGUUUUUCUCUUUUUUUUUUUUUCUUUUUUUUGUUUUUCUUUUUUUCAACCCACUGCAACAACUCCAGAUCCGGUGCAUCUGAUCCAUCUGCGUUUGCACACGUUUGGUGGGAGCUCCGCCAUGACAUUGUGAAUGUGCAUAAUUAACAAUCUGAAGGGAAAAAAAAAAAAAAUUAAUUGCAGAUUUUUUAAUUUUUUUUUUUUUUCCCCAAAUUGCAAACCCGAAGUGCUUGGGAAGGGCGCUGCUUUUGGAGGAGGUUUUUCCCAAUUCCAGACUGCUUCUUUUCCUUGCCUGCCCUGCAAAACCUUCCUGGAGUUUGGGGUGGAAGUGUUUUUCUUUUCCCCUUUUCUCCUAAAUCGGCGCUGGGCGCGCGGUGUUGUGCUGUUGGAGGAGUUCAGGGCUGUGCGGGGACCGCUUGUUUUUGUAGGGUUGCCCUUGAAUAGUGGGGGUCUUGGUAUUGAUCUUUCAAAAAUAAAUGACAAAAGAGCUCCGAAACAUGCAUUGUUUCAAUAAAAAGCAAUAUGGGAGAGAGGGACCCAUGGCCUUUCCACCCAAAAGUGGGGGAGGGAGAGGAAGGGAACGAUGAGGUCAACGUUGAGUUUUACCAACCUUGACACAGUCUCCUCUCUAAAAUGGGGACAAAAUAGCAAGAUGGCUGGCGCUGCUCUGGGCUCUGCUCCACAGCUGCUGCAGUUUUUCUUUUUCUUUUUUUUUCUUUUUUUUUUUUUCCUGAAAAAAAGCUUUUUUUUUUUUUUGCUUUUUUUCUCUUUUUUUUCUCUCUCUCUUUUUUUUUUUUUUUCUUUUUUGCUUUUCCUGUAUAAUUUUGGUACUCCCGGAGUUUUGCAGAGCUGCGGGGUGCUGACGGGCGGCUGCUUCAGGGAAAUUAAAUUUCAGUCUGGGAUGAAUUUUCAAAUCUCAAUCUCAGAGCUCUGAAAAGUUUCUGUUUUAAUUGGAUUUCGCUGUAAUUCGAUCUUUCCUUGAAAUGAAGCUGAAAAAUUGAAGGACUCGGGGCUGGUUUCCCCCCUCUGCUCCUGUUUAUUUUGCAUUUCUCAAAGGGGGGGGCAAUGGAAAGGACUGGGAUUCCUCCUGGGGGGAGGAGAUUGCGCUCCCAAAUGUCAACUCCACAUUUUUUUUUAUUUUUGCGUUUAUUUCCCCCUCCCCCUUCCAGCCCUCCUCCUGAACCUUUUUUAGCACAUGCCGGAUUAAGGACCACGGUGCGCAGACAGAGAGGGGGCAGAAAUGACCCACCGGUUUCCACGUCGGAUGAGACAAUCCCCGACUGUGUUUUCAUUGCUGCUUUCAGGCAGGGAGCCGCAGCGCAGUGCCUUCCCCGUGUUGUUUUACACCAGGAAUCCCUCCCUCGCCCCCCAGGUUUCACCCCCUCUGUGGCUGUACCAAAAGAAGCCGCUUAGCUUCCAUUUUUAUUUUUGUUUUUGGUAAAUUUAAAUUUUAAUUUAUUUUAGGUUUCACUCGGUUUCUCCCAGCAGUGCCUUUUGCUGAUGCUUUUUCUCUCCCCCUCCGCCCCCCAGCACCCUCACUUGGAGGUUUGGGGUUGUGCUUUUGGGGGGUGCGGGAGUUGGAGGUGGGGGGGGGGGGGGGGUUGAAUUGAAUUAGAGAUAAUGGCAUAUAUUCCCGUUUUGGGUCAGAAAUGGUACGUUUUAGGGUUUUAUCUCUGAAGUUUCUCGUGGUCUCUUAGAAUAUCAGACUUGGGACUGGUUUGUACGCGCUGUGCUGAGGAUGGGCGGGCAGUCCGCAGGUGGUACCACAGGUUGGGGUUUGGGAUGCGGUGCCAUAGAGCUGGGCUGCAACUCAUGGGGAUGUGCUUGAACUCCUUUACUAACUUUAAUCAGUUUCAUUUGAAAACAGCUCCCAUGAUGUGCUCCACUGGUGAUAGAAAGCCACAAUUUAAGUUACAGCGGGUUCCUCAGUCUAAACUUGCUGCAUGCUGACAUCCUUCCAGAAGGACCCUCCUUCUGCUUGGGGUCUCUUUGCACAAUUUCUCAUUGCAGUCUGCUUCCAAAAGACUUUUUUACUAUUUUAUGUUGUGGAACACUGGUCAGUAUUUAUCAUUUUAAGUGAUGUGAAGGAGCCACCCCAGCACAGCAAUACCAGCUCAGCUCAGCGCAGGACCAAUGUGUUUCUGUAGAAAGAUUUUCACCCGGUCCUCAGCGAGCGAUGGAAAUAGACACAACAUUAUUAAAGUAGUAGAUAAUAUUUACACAAGCGCUGUAUAAAAUGUUACGAUCCUACUUGCAGAACUCCGGGAUGAUUUAAAUACAGUUCACUGCCAUAAUGCCGUGAGCAGCACCGGUCUCAGUGCAAUCACGUGGGCCGGUGAUGUACAGUCAGUUUGCAGUUUCGCAAGCACAGUACUGAAAUUGGGGUUCUAUAAAUUAGAUUUAAUUAUUAUUUUUUCGAUUUUAUUUUGGCAGCCUGCACUAGGAGGAAUUUGGGGGUUGUACCCUGAAGGCCAUUUAGAUUUUGGAAGCAAUGCGGUGCAGGGCAGAGGGAUAACUUAGCCAGGGAGCUUCUGUGGCCGUGCUGUGUGUGUGAGGCCUGCUGGGUGUGCAGCAGGGAGUGCUGGCUGGGUCACGUUGUUCUCUGCUGGUACUGCCCGGGGUUCUGCAGUUCAUGCUCUGCUCCGUGAGCUGCUCCAAUUCCUGCUUGGUCCACACAGACAACUGUGGCGUGCUGAUUGUGCUACUUCAGGAGUGGAAAACCCUAAAGUGAAUGGGGUUGAUCACACAGUGCGUGCCCAGCAAUGUGUCUUUGGCAUCUUGUGCGCAGAAAUAGGCCCUGCUUGUAGACAGGGGCACAACCAGUGGCAGAAAGCGCCUUUGCAGAGCCUGCGAGCGUGGCUGGAGGUUGUGGUCCCUUUUUGGUAAGGAGCACAGAUAAAUGGCACUGGGAGGUGUUUAUUUCUUGUAAUCUCUGUAUUUCUGAGCUGUUACAACUGCAGUGUUUUUUUGAAAGUGUGCAUUCAGUUUGGGCAUACUGCGCUUCCUAGGGAAGAAGUUUCUAAUUUUUUAAAGGUCUUUUAUGGAUUAAUUGCUAGUCAUCUGCCUCCUUUUUGCUUUUGUUUAGUUCCUUGAAUGUCUCUUGAUUAUUCUGUACUAUGUGAUGCCAAUUUAGUGGUUAACUGGUAUGCAAACUACAUCUGGACGUGUUGACUUUGCAUUAACAAUCAUUGAUUUGUCUGGAGCAAGGGAAUAGGAAUGAAUGAUGCUGUUUACCGUGGAUAGUAUAUGAAAAAUAACCAUUUGCAACGUAUCUUUCACCAGUGGCAUGCAGCGCUGGUGCAACUUGUCAUAGAAGCUGUGCCUCAUCAGCAGCCUCGUGAGAGCUGAAUUUUAAGCUUUAGCACCAGGAGGGGGAAAAAGACACAGGGAAGCAGCCACACAGCCCUGAGCUGAUGGAGCUCAGAGAGCACCGGGACACCACUCAGCCCUAGGGUUGGGGUUUGGGUGGGGGUCAGGUUGGGCUCAGUGAUCCCUGUGGGUACCAUCCAACUUGGGAUAUCCUUUGAUUUCAUGAAAAACAGUAUAUACACGUUUAUUCUCUUCAAAAGAAAGGAAAGGCUGAAGGACCUUCCCGAACAGCAUGUCCCUUCCCAAGGUGCAUUCUGGAGACAUCAAAUGAUUUAUAAAGGCAGGGUUGCCUUCCCUUGGUUGAUGUUGGUUAUUUACACCUUGAAUCUUCCUUCUCCACCUGCAGUCUUGGGCCUUGUCUGCUGUGCCACUGGUGGGGUUUUGGUGCUGUGUGAGGUUGGGUGUGAGCAUUGGCCUUUUCCUUGGACUUCAGUCAGCGGGCUUGGCUCUUUGCACACAGGAGUUGCUCUGGAGUUUGCAUGUGCCAGCUGGGUACCAAAAGGAUGGAUAUAGGUAGCCUCCUGAGAUGUGGAUGUUGUGUCCUGACAAUAUUUAGGGUGUAAAUGCACGUGUAAGAAAGCAUUGCUGCAAAGAUGUUUCUCAUGCAGAGGCCUUUUGGGAGAGGGUGCGACGUUGAGGCUAUGAGUGGCGUAGAAGCAACUCUUGAUGUUAGCAGAUUUGGCCCUGCACCCCUACUUAAACCACUUCUGUGCAGAUGUGGAAUUAGUUUUGUGCGCUACCUUUAGUUUUUUUGAAGGGGCAACUGAUGGGCAGUUGGCUCUGCCGUGUUCACUCAUCUGGACACUCGUGCUGAUGUACUCAAAGCCUUUGCUCCAACUGAGAUGUUAUUAGGUAGCUCAGAGAGUGGAAUCAUGGCAGUUACACAGCUCCCUGUGGAAGUCAGAGCAGCUGAACCCAUCAGUCUCUAGGGUCCAGAUGACUCCCGGAUGAGGUCAGGGCAGUGCUGGAAGCAACGUGGCUGGUUUAUGGUAGAACUGCUGGAUUGCUCUGGGGCAGUCAUGCAGAGGGCCUGGGGCAAAAUGCAGUGUGUUCUGGUGGUGGGACCAGUGUCAGCACACCUGGUGUUCUGCUGGGGCAGCUCUUCUCAGGAGUCUUUCUCCUCAUUUGUUGUUUCUCUAACCUGUAUUGCCAGGGCACUCCUUAAUACGCAUGUUACAAAGGCUUAGCUGGAGCACUGUACCUGUAAAGAUUUAAUUACAUAGGCAAGGUUCCUCGCUUGUAAUUUACAGUACUGCUGUUUGUUUCACAUCUAUAUUUGGCUGGCAUAACUUGAAAAAUGACACUGGAAGUGGAAAAGCAAUGACUGGAGAUGAUGUGUAUCCUGAUGCUAGCUGACAAAGGGGAGAAGCCAAUAUCGGCACACAGAGCAGAGGUGGGGGCUGCUGACGCCGUUAAGGAGCCAUUGUGUGUAGGAGGAAUCAAUACCUGUGUGUAUGGUUAUGCAUACAGACGUGUCUGGAAGGCUGGGUGUAUCCAUGGAGGACAGAGGGCUCUGGGGAGGCUGGGCACUGCCUGGGCCUUUGGCACUGUACUGGCCAGGCCUCGGGUUGUGAAUGUGGGGGCUCAGUGAGCAUCGGUAUCCUGGGCCUUGCUCAGACCCUGGGAAUGGCACUGCAUGAGGUUCAGCAUCUCAGCAGGGGACAGAAUUAAAUCACAAAGGGCCAGUGGGAUGCUCAGAGGGCCAGACCUCUGUGAAGAAAGGCUGAGGAUCUGGGGGUGUUCAGCCUGGAGAAGGGAAGGCUGCGGGGGGACCUCAUUGCGGCCUUCCGGUGCUUGAGGGGGGCUUACAAACAGCCGUGCUGUGACUCUGUGGAACCCGGGCCUCUCGCCAGCAGGCCCAGCAGGUCUGCGUGGCACCGCCGCGUCCUCAGGCCUCUGCUCAUAAUGCAGCAGUUUGGUUUUGCUAGGUGUGUUCAGGCUGCGAGUAAUUUUUCGAAAGUUAAUUUUUCACUCUGUGUGGGUGUAGGUGUCCUUCCCUGUCUGAAAAUAACAGCAGAAGCAAAGUUUUUCAGCAGAACUUGGGUGUGCUUGCGUUGAAGGCCCGUCAUUUAGGUUCUGCUUACAGCGUGGGGAGAACGAUUUUAGUAUAAGCGUUUCAUUGCUCUCGGCCUAUUUAUGGAAGUAUUAAACCUCAGUGCUCAAAACUCUGUGGCCGGAGCCGGCAGUGCUGCAGUGCGGGAGGGCUGCGGGGAACGCAGAGCGGGGCGGCCAUGAGGAGUGCUCCAAAGCAGAUCCCAGAGGUGGCUGUUCUGGUGAUUUGUCUUUGUUGUUGUUGUUGUUACUAUUUUAACUAUGAUUCCUUGUAUUUAAACUGCUGGAUAUGCUUUGGGACCAGAGCUGAGAUGUGCACGAGCUGCCUUGGUAGAGCCGUAUGUAGCUUGAAACCCAAGGGUGGCUGCAGGCAUUGGGGUGUAAAGCUGUCACUCGAGGUCUUCAGUCUGGGAGCUGCAAAUCUUCAGCUUUUACCAGCAUUCCUGAUAACUCAUCAUUUUGAGGAUGGGAAGGAAGAGUUGAAAGGAUAGAGGAUAAUUAUUUGCUGGAAACAUGAUACCUUCUCAGAUUUCUGUAUGCGUUUUUGAAACCCAUGUGGAGAGGCACAGCUGGGUUUGGGUGAGGCACAUGGUGGAGGAGAACUGGAAACCCCGUUGGGAAUCAUGGAUGGAAUCAUUUCAGUUGGAAGGAACCCUUAAAGGCUGUCUGGUUCCAUUCCCUGCAGUGCAGCGGGACACCCACAGCUCCAUCAGUGCUCAGAGUUCCAUCCAGCUCUGACCUUGGCUGUCUGCAGGGAUGGGGCACCACCACCUCUCAGGACAACCUGUGCAGUGCCUCACUGCCCUUAUUGUAAAAAAAACUUCUCCCUUAUGACCAGUCUAGAUCUCCUUCUUUUAACUGGAAACCAGUUAAACAAUUUCCCUUGUGUUAUCACGGCCAACCAAGCUAAGGAGUCUGUCCUCCUCCUUCUCACAGCCCUGUAGAUACUGACAGGCCACUCUCAGCUCUCUUCUCUUCUUUCUGCAGAGCCCCAGCUCUCAGCCUGUCCUUUCAGGGAGGUGUUCCAUCCCUGGGGUCAUUUUUGUGUCCCCCCUCUGGAUGUGUUCCAAACAGGUCUGCCUCUCUGCUGUACUGAGGACUCCACAUGUGGAUACAGUAAUCACUGGGAUUGCUCUGAGCAUUCAGGUGGUGCCAUCAGCAGGAGCUCACGAUGGGAUCUCAAGGUGCUCGAGUGCAUCCUGGGGACAGCAGUGCUGACAAUGGCAUCUGGAAUGGGUGAAGACCAGUGGUCAGUGGCCCUUAUGCUGCAAGGAUGAAUGUGAGCUGGCGGGAUGGGCCGGAGAUGAACAUUGUUGGCUAAGGAAUUAAUUUUGACUUUUUUUUUUUAUGUUAGACUGUUUCAUGGCAUGUGGCUUCGGUUAUCUGCUCGUGGUUAAUGCCACCAAAGCAUGCUGCAUACUGAGCUGAGGGAGGGAUAUUUUUACCUUCUUAUCUGUCUUUAUUUUAAAGAUCUACAAAUUUGGGUGGGUGGUGAUAACAGCAGUUAGAAUUAGCAGUUCUCCUGAAUCAUGCUUGGUAGGAUAUUGCCACAGAGAUGGCCCUGGAGGGUGACCCUCUGUUCCCAGGGUUGGGAGGCAGAGUGCAUCUGGAGCAAGUUGGUGGGACUGGGAUCAUCACGUGUGGUCUGAGGGUGGUGGUGCAAUUCCUGCUUCUACAUAUGGGGUAUGGAUACUGGAGGGAUGUGGGAAUGAGUCCAUUGGAGCACUCUCUGCUCAGUGGAUGUGUUCUUGCCAUUGGUAGAUGAGAAAAAGCAUCCCCAAAUUGACAAACACAAGAGUCCCUCUUCCUGAAACCUUGCAUGUAUUUAAAUUAUUAUUAUUUUUUUUAACAUCUUAAUUGGUUUAUUUGCUAAAAAGUAAAUUUACUGAGAAUGGUCCAUUGCUUUUGAUUUGUGAUAAUGUUGUGUAGAUAGCAGCCACACAUUGUGAAUGUUUGUCUAACUCGUGUAUGUUUGUGCUUUCCUCUCUUACAAAGAACUCUCUGGCCUUCCUAUUCCAGCAUAAACAGUGCUUGUGUUGCAGUUCAUUAGGUGAUAUUUAAAAUGUAUAAAAUGAAAUGUUCCUGUCUACCUUAAGCAGACAUAUGUCUACGUUUUACAAAUUAACCUAAUUAAAUAUAUAUGUAGAAAUCUAUGAUCCUCGGCUCCGAGCAGAAGAUAUGCAAUUAGCAUCCAUGGAGCCAGGAAGGAAUUUUCCAUUUGUGUCUUGACUUUUCCUCAUAGGAUGUGCUUUUUUUUUUCUUUUUCCUUUUUCUUUCAAUGCUUCAAAUUUUAUUCUGCUUAGGAAUUCACACAAGGGCUGGUCCUGCAGGGAUUUAUGCUCGUGGUUCAAUUUCCCCACAAGUAUUUUGACUGAAGUCAUUAAAAUGGUACCCCGGUCCUCUGCUUCAGCCUAUCCCUUUGACUCUGCAGGACAGAGGAUCUAAUUUUGUUAAGAGAAUAUUAUCAUGGGGAAAAUAUCAUUCUGGAGGAAAAAUGGCACUGGAAUAUUUACAUUUUUCAAGCCUCUUCCUUCCUCCCACCCAAAAAUAGAAAAAAAAAUUAUCUGUCUCCUCUGGAUUUAUGUAAUUUUCAAGUGCUGGGCCAGCAUUGUUUCCAAAACACACAGUCCUUCCACCUUAACUCCCUCUAUGGCAAGAGGGCCCUGGCGCAAUAAAUACAAGGAAUAUAUUCCAUUAAUACACGCUUUCAGACAGAACAGUUCUGGCACCAGAAAUAAUACAUUUUAGUUUCUUUUCUGCCAAAGUGUUUUUUUUUCUCUUUUAUUAAUUUAGGUUUGAUUGUGUUAUAAUAGUUUGUUAUAUAAAUAACCGUUUGGUGUAUUUUGCAUCUCAAUAGUUGAAUGAAUUUAUUAACAAAAAGCCUUUCUUCCCCUAUAAACAUCCCCACUGUUACCCAAAGGCACUCCUUCCUAGCAGAACCCACGAAGGGGAUGACGUUCCCAGCUCAGCUAUUUUAAUGAUCCCACAAACCAAAAAAAGCCAUAGGAAAUUUUUUUAAAAGCAAAUUGCAGAAACUUCUUUUGUUUUUUUUUUUUUUAGGCCAUCGUAACUUCUACACUUUUUGUCCAGUUAUUUUUGUUAGGUUUUUCACGUAGUCAUAACAGCGAGCCAUAAACUCAGAGACUCUGGGGCUGUUCUUUCUUUCUGGGGAAAGUGUAGGGCUUUUAAACUUGACCCAAAAUGGAGCAAAACCAACUCAAAGAGCAUCCUCUUUGGAUGGAGGCUGUGGGGCUGCACACCCAGCAAACACACGGGCUCUGUUACAAAUUCCUGUGCGAGGACUAUUAAUAAUUUUGCACAAAGAAGGUGAGAUGUUGGAUCAGAACCAUUUUUUCCCUUUUGGAUACCUCUGUGAAUUCAUCCUCCAGCAUUUUCCUUUAACUUUCUGCCCUGCUGCCUUGCACUGGCUGCAUUUCGAAGCGUCGUGGAACGUUUGCUCUAAGCACAUCUGCAGACAUGUCUCUGCAGGAGCUUACUGCUCCCUGUGCUGUCUCAGGUUGGUGCUAGGUGGGUGGAUUCUCUCACUCCUCCUGGGUGUUUUUAUGCCCUCUGCCAUAGGGUGAAGCCUUCUUACAUGUGGUGGUCAGGCUUUGGUUUGCGUUGGCUGAGUGGCAGCCAACUUUGUAAGUUAGGAAAGAGUUUGCAGCUCUGUUUUCCGGGCUUUCUUGUGAGCCUACAGCUUUGGCAGCAAGCUCUGCAGGGCAGGACCUGUCUUACACCUGUGUCUGCUGUAACUCCAGGUAUGGGACAGAUGCCUUAUUAAUAAUAACUUCAUUUUCUACUCCAGCAGGUACAGUGCACAGUGGUUUCCUUCUCAGCUCUGUUUCACAGCACUGCACAACCCUGUGGAUGCUCCUCAAGUCCCAGCAGUGCUGCAGGCCAUCAUUAAGCGGGGGUUUCAGUAGCCUUGCAUUACUGAGCACCGAGGCAACGAGUUGUGUGCUCACUGUGGCUGCCAUUUAUUUCAGUAAAGAGGAGCACGAAAGAGAUUUGCUCUUCCAGUUCUCUUUCUGCAGUUGUUUUUGAGGCAGGAUCACCAGAACUCUUUAUGGUGCUGUGUGUUUGGCAGUGCGUGUUGGUGCUUUCUCUGUUCCUUUGCUAAUUAAUUGUUUCACUUGCCGUGCUGGCCACCAUCAGGCUCACACUGCUGGAGGAGUGCCCUCAGCGGCUCCUCAGUUGCUUUUGUGAAUGCUAAUGGCUAAUUUAGAUGCCUUUAUUUUGUGUGUGCCAUUGGGGUUGCUUUUCCCUGGCUGUAUUGCUUUGCACGUAUCCAUGCCGAAUUUCAACAUCUCUUUUGCUACCUACUUUCCUGCAUCAUGCGGUCAUUCUGCUGCUUGGAUUUGGCCUGAGGAGCAUCUUGUCCACAGCCUUGGUGACUCCUCAUCCCUUUCUCCACAUCUCACCUGGUGCACUGAGCAGGUGUCUGCCUGGUCCCUGUUACAGUAUCAGACUAUUCCUGCCCUUCAUUCUCUUUCAAUCAGUCGUUAAUCAAUGAGAUGAUUUCUUUCUUUCUCCUGUGCGUAUGACAGCCCUGUGGGUGCACUUGCUGUAAGAGCCUUUCUAGAGGAAACUUGGCUAAGACUUGAAAAUUUGGGUAUACUGCAUCUCUCACUCAUCUUUCUCUACUUGCUCAUCCAUCCUUUCCAGCUGCCCUAGUAGUUCUGUGAGCUAUGGCUGCCUACAAAGCUGUGCUCACUCCUGUUGUGUCCUUUUUGUCAGAUAUUCUGUUUGUAGUAACUUUUCAGCCACAAAACCCAAGUUCUGCAGUUGUAUUCAUUGGAUCUCUCCUGUAACCCUUCUAAAACCUUGAUCACAGAAUCAUAGAAUGGCCUGGGUUGAAAAGGACCACAGUGCUCAUCCGGUUCCAACCCCCUGCUAUGUGCAGGGUCACCAACCACCAGCCCAGGCUGCCCAGGGCCACAUCCAGCCUGGCCUUGAAUGCCUGCAGGGAUGGGGCAUCCACACCUCCUUGGGCAACCUGAUACAAGUGAGUUUGUGGUAGCUAGGCAGUGGUAGUAGCUUCAUGCCUUUCAGGCUCUUGGAUGGAUACUCGCCCUGUUGUUGUUCUUGAACUGGUAAUUUUGUUAGGUAGGUUUACUUCUUCUGGUGACCCUGUAGUGUGAGGCAGAUCCUCACAUCACUCCUGAUGAAGGAAGAGACCAGAAAGGGAAUUCCUGAGCCCUUCCACUGGUGCAAAGAGGUUAAAUUUUUAGGCUGUGGUUUUACCUUCCUUCAGUUUUUGAUUUAUACCAGAAUCUGACUUGUGAUGCUUAUCUGCUUGAUUUUGUUAUUAUUAAAGUUAAUUUUUAUUCCUUUAAUGACCUCUUUCUCAAAAUCAUUUCUCUUUUUCAUUGGCCCCUGAUGGCUUCAAAUUUAGCUUCAGCGAGUUUACAUUCUUCUGUGAGUGUGUUUUUCUGUUUCUAAUGGCUCUUUUUACUCUGCUGUUUUAACCAAGCUCACCUGCUGCCUCUCACCUUUUGAACUGCACCGGUGACCUUCCUUUUAAAAAAUUCUCCCACUUAAGUUUCCUCUUCUUUAGUUAAAUCUUAGCUGAAUGUACUUUGUUGCGUGGCUUUUGUGUUGGGAAGAGCUUGGCUUUGAGGUGCUGGGGCACUGCAGCAGAGCUGGGCCUGUGGUCACCCCUCCUGGCUGCUGGGGGUGAGGAGCAGCAGGGUUCAGUGGUGGAGGGAGGACCUCCAACAUGCAGCUUCCUCCUGCUUGUGCUAUGGGUGGCCAUGUGGGACUCGAGGACAUUUGCAUUUCCUGAAGACAUCGUGCAGGGAGGUGAGAUAGAGCAUGCAGAGCAUCGCUCCUGCAGCAGUCAGGUCUCCCUGAACAUCCUGAGUUCAGCAAAUAGAACUGCAGGAACAACCUGCAGCCUUUCUGGUCUUCUUUGGCAUUGCGUAAAUGCUGUGGCCAUCCUCUGCUCACCAGUGCUGGAGCUGUAGCAGGGUUUGGGGUGGGCUCUGUUCUGUAAGGGUGCUCUGCAGCCCUUGGCCGUGGUGGUCCCCACCAAGCUUCACUCUGCAGUCAUCACUCAGCUCCGUCACUGCUGUGUAAUUGGGAUACAAACUGCAGUGCAUUGAGUCUUUUGUUUCCUACCUGAGUUUUAUAAAUAUCUAUAAAGUUUUUCAAGGAUGCAGUACGCUCAUGACCUCAUCAAUAGAAAAUGCUUUACUUAAACUGGGCGUUCUCCUGUGCCUGUUGAUUUUCUCAGGCUAUAGUUUAAAUAGUCCUUUCUAUGCUGGCAUCUGUUUUCAUUUUGGCUUUGUUGGAGUCCCGCUCUCUCGCAAGGGCUCCAUCUCCUUUGGCAUGAGCCUUGGGACCCUCAUCCCCUGCCUGCACCCUCUGGAGAGGCCUGGGAUUUCAGCUGAGGGUGCCACGUCGGUCCUGGGUUUUACUUUUCCCCAAACGGUUUGUUUCAUUUCCAGGAUCUGUUGUCAGUUUUGGUUUUGAAAUUUCUCCGAAACUGAAUCUCGCAUUCCCCUAUCCUGCUACCCCCCCCAUGCCAGAAACUGCUAAGAAUUAAAAUAAGGAGGAAAAAAGAAGAAUAAAAGGAAGGGAUGACAGUUAUCCUUGAGUUAGAAGUUAUCAAGUGCAGAAAAUUGAUAAAGGAAGUUAAAAAACACAAGGGAAAAAAAUCUGCGACUGUCACUGCAAAGAACAGAAAGAAAAUAUAUCAGGAACAAAAGAAAUUCUAAUAAUGGUUUGUGUAGACUUAUCACGACUGAGGAGAGCUAAAACGCAUAAUAAAGCAGAAAAACUAGACAUGUUUAAUAAAUAUUGCUGUUCCCUAUUUGUAAAGAAGAGGUGGGAUGUAUUCGUAGUGCGUGUGCAGAAGGGUUUGCUGCUAAGCAGGGGGUGCUGAGCUGGGAGCUGGAGGAGCAUUUUCAGCCGGCAUGGGUGGAUGCUGUACACAGGGCGCUCCUGGGGGGGGAUGGCUGUUGUGCCUCCUUUUUUAUUUUAUUUAUGUUUGUAUCCCCUUUUGGGUAUCUUGAGACCAUUCCAGCAAAGCUGGCAGAUGCUGCUGCUGCACCAUCUUAGCAUGAUGGGGAACAGCAGAGCAUGGGGUGCACAGAGCGCUGGGAGGGAAGUGAUGGGAAUGUCGAACAAACUGAGCUCGUUUGUAACAGCAGUGAUGGAGGCUGUGCUGAGUGCAUGGGCAAACACUGUGAUGUCACACAGCAUUUGGUUCCAGCAGCCCCUUGUAACAUCACACUUGUGUGGAACAGGAGCCGGAGGGUUCGGGUGUACCCUGGAGGCUCAGUGGGGACAUGUUGGUCACCAGCUGUCUCAAGGGACCUGCGGGCUCCUGGGGUUCCAUCAGGAAUGAUGGGCGUAGCACUGAGGGAAGUGUGCAUGCAGCGCUGUAUCACAAUAUGGAUUUUUCCUCAUGGUCUGGAGGAGCCUUUGCUCCCUGGUGCAGAUGAGAGGGAGAUGUAUUGGAGGAAGAAACGGGAGGCUGACGAAAGCAACAGCAGCGGGAGGAGGAGCUCUUCCAGCAGGGAGUGUUUGAAGAGGAGCCCGCGGAGCCCGAAAGCGGAGGGCUCCGAUUCGGUGACAUCUCAGUCCUCUCCCAGUGAAGAGGCUGGAAUGAUGACUGAGGUGAAGGUGAAAACAGAGGUACCAGAUGACUACAUCGAAGAGGUGAUCUGGCAGGACGACACCAAAGAUUCCAAGAAGAACAUAAAAGAUGGGCCUGGAGAUGUGCCGGCGGAGAUCUGCGUGGUGAUCGGAGGGGUCCGCAACCAGCAGACGCUCGAUGGAAAAGCAGUGGAACGUGGCUCUCCCGUUGGAUAUACACGAAAUCGAUAUUCAGGGACCUGGAUUUUUGACCAUGCAUUGAGAUACACGUCUGGGUCUUAUGAGUGUGGAAUAUGUGGGAAGAAAUACAAGUAUUACAACUGUUUCCAGACCCAUGUGCGAGCGCAUAGAGACACUGAAGCUGCCUCAGGUGAAGGAGCCUCACAAGGCAACAACUUUAGGUACACGUGUGACAUUUGUGGGAAAAAAUAUAAGUAUUACAGCUGCUUCCAAGAGCACAGAGACCUGCACGCCGUGGAUGUUUUUAGUGUGGAAGGGGCCCCAGAAAACCGGGCAGACCCCUAUGACCAGGCCGUCAUAGCAGCAGAAGAAGUGAAGGAGGAGGAGCCAGAACCGUUCCAGAAGAUUGGUCCAAAAACUGGCAAUUAUACCUGUGAAUUCUGUGGCAAGCAGUACAAAUACUACACUCCAUACCAAGAGCACGUGGCACUGCAUGCACCUAUUAAGUUCUCUCGAUCUCCACUCUUCGUGGCAGUGAAGACACAGGGGAGCCAAUCCAGCAAAAAAACACCGACUUCAAUAAACCGAUGUUCCACCCUCCUGCACCGCACCCCUUCCGGUGUCCCACCGACAUCCCAAUCCCAGAUGUUCCGCGCUCCAAAUUCUGGAUCCCCAGGAAGCAAGGCCAUCACAGCAGAAAGUGCUUUCAGCAGGAGAGUGGAAGGCAAAGCGCAAAACAACUUUGAAGAAACAAACAGCAACUCCCAGAACUCCAGCGCUGUUCAUUCGGGGACAGAAAAACCUAAAGAAAAGAGAUGUAAGCAGAACCCAUCAGAGCCUUACACCUGUGGAGCUUGUGGAAUCCAGUUCCAGUUUUAUAACAAUCUCCUGGAGCACAUGCAGUCCCAUGCAGCUGACAACGAGAACAAUAUUGCCUCUAGCCAGCCCAGAUCACCUCUACCUGUUGUUGAAGAGAAGUGGAAACCACAGCUCCAAAGAAAUAACACUAACAACACCUCUGCGAGUGGUUCCGUAGGGAACAGCACGAUCCCGGAGAAGGAGCGGCAGAACAUUGCCGAGAGGCUCCUGAGGGUGAUGUGCACUGACCUCGGGGCUCUGAGCGUGGUGAGCGGGAAGGAGUUCAUCAAGCUAGCACAGACCCUGGUGGAUAGUGGAGCUCGCUAUGGUGCCUUCUCUGUCACCGAAAUCCUUGGUAAUUUCAACACACUGGCUCUGAAGCAUUUGCCUCGGAUGUACAACCAAGUGAAGGUGAAAGUCACCUGCGCUCUGGGCAGCAACGCCUGCCUGGGCAUCGGGGUCACUUGUCACUCACAGAGCAUUGGCCCCGAUUCUUGCUACAUCCUAACAGCUUAUCAGGUGGAAGGCAACCACAUCAAGAGUUACGUCCUGGGAAUUAAGGGCGUAGAUAUUCGAGAUAAUGGUGAUUUUAUCCACCACUGGGUACAGAACGUGCUCUCAGAGUUUGUGAUGUCAGAGAUCAGGACGGUGUACGUCACAGACUGCAAAGUCAAUUCCUCUGCGUUCUCCAAGGCAGGCAUGUGCUUGCGUUGUUCGGCCUGUGCCUUGAACUCAGUAGUGCAGAGCGUGCUGAAUAAGCGAACUCUACAGGCUCGCAAUAUGCACGAAGUGAUCGAGCUCCUGAAUGUCUGUGAAGAUCUGGCAGGAUCCACAGGCCUCUCAAAGGAGACCUUUGGCUCCCUGGAGGAGACUUCUCCCCCGCCCUGCUGGAACUCGGUCACCGACUCCCUCCUCCUCGUGCACGAGCGCUACGAGCAGAUCUGCGAGUUCUACAGCAGGGCCAAGAAGAUGAACCUCAUCCAAAACCUGAACAAGCACCUGCUCAGCAACCUGGCGGCUAUUUUGGCGCCGGUGAAGCAGGCCGUGAUUGAGUUGAGCAACGAGAGCCGGCCCACCUUGCAGCUGGUACUGCCCACCUACGUCAAACUGGAGAAACUGUUCACUUCCAAAGCUAACGAUGCUGGUGUGGUCAGCAAACUUUGCCACCUCUUCUUGGAGGCGCUGAAGGAGAACUUCAAGGUUCAUUCGGCACACAAGGUAGCCAUGAUCUUAGACCCCCAGCAGAAGCUGCGGCCUGUCCCGCCGUACCAGCAUGAAGAGAUCAUUGGCAAGGUCUGUGAGUUGAUUAAUGAGGUGAAAGAGUCCUGGGCGGAAGAAACAGAAUUUGAACCUUCGACCAAGAAGCCCCGGGCAGCAGGGGAAGCCGCAGCAGCUCAGGAAGAAGAUUGGUUCGGGAAAAAUGAAGUCUACGAUUAUUUGCAAGAACCUCUCUUCCAGGCCACUCCUGACCUCUUUCAGUACUGGUCGUGUGUUACCCAAAAGCAUACAAAACUAGCCAAGCUAGCCUUUUGGCUCUUAGCAGUGCCUGCUGUUGGUGCCAGAAGCGAAUGUGUAAAUAUGUGUGAGCAGGCGCUCUUAAUCAAAAGGAGACGGCUACUCAGUCCAGAAGACAUGAACAAACUCAUGUUUUUGAAGUCCAACAUGCUUUAAGACUGUCUUUUAAUUAAAACAAAACUUUAAAACACUGUUCCAAACAAAGAAAAAGAAUUUAAGUUCUAAACACUGUGGACCUCAUUAUGAAUGCCCCUGGAAACCAAGUGCUUUUUUAUAUAUAUAUAAAAAUAUAAAUAUAUAUAAAAUUAAGUUUGAGAGGAAAGCUGAGCACGUGAGAGAGACAGCCCUCUGCCAGGAACGUGCUCCUUUCCAUAGAUAGUGUGUGGACUUGACAGACUUUCUAAUGUUUUCAAGUGGGCAGACCAAUGGGAGGCUGAUGUUCUAAAGUCUUCAGGCAGCUGAGAUCUAAAGUGACUUGAAGUUUCUUUUGUUUCUCCUCCACCCCACCUUUCCUCUUGUCCCCUGGGCCAUCUUGCCAUGGAUAAUCAGACUACAUUGAACAGAGCAGUUCUGCACUGGACUUUGCUCCUUUGAAUAACUGUACACCUUGAGGGCAUUUGUCUACAGCCUUCUUGACAUACGGUGCACGUUAUCAGGGCAGCUGUGUUUUAUGAACACCAAUAUCUUUAGAAAUCAGGAAGGGAGACUUUAAUUUUUUUAUUAUUAUUUCACCUCUUCAUAUAGGGUUUUUCAAAAAAAAAAAAAAACCAACAAAACCAAAAGUUACUCUUCUGUCUCCCAGUUUUGAGUUUAACAUGUUAGCUAGUGCUUAUAAGUUUGAUUUAAAACUAAGAGAAGUGAUUCAAGGCAGAAAAUGUCUGUAAUUGUUAUGUUUCUUGGAUUUACUUUUUUUCACAGCACACCAUCUUUUCUGAAUUCCCAGUGUAAAUUAGCUUCUCUGUGAAUUCUGUGCAUCAGGGGUUCUCAAGCUUGUUGGUAGAGUAGCCCAUUUGUGAUUAAAUAAUGUGCUUAUGGGAGCCACAGCAGUUGCUUACAUGGAAGAGCUAGAGACCAGGACAGGCAAGUGGUGCCCACUGUGGGCCAGCAGCAAGCUGGGGUCUGCCAUCUGCCAUUGAGAACCCUCAUACCUAAAAUUUUUGCAAACCUUCCACUCCUCACACUCGAAACAGCCUUCGCAAGGCCAAGGACAAACCAAGGUGUAUGAUUUUUCAGGGGAACAAAGAUCAUCAGUUUGGUCAAAGUAGGGUUUGAAGGAAGCUUAGAGAAGCGCAUGGGCUCAAAGAUCCUUCUGAAUGUAAGUGCUCCUGAUUGAGUGCAAAGAAUAUCUUUCCCUUUUAUUUGGAAUGGUUUCCUCUAGUAGCACGAAUGUCUUUUUUAAUACCUACAGUGCAUUACACUACUUGUUAUGUUGUUUAAUCGUUCUGGCUAGGAAGGAUACGGGCCCUUAAACGUUCACACUCACUGGCUCACCCCAAAUGCAAUUAGAGAUCAUCGUAACACAAAAACAUCUCCGUUGCUGCGUUCACUGAGGCCAGUGCUCUGCUGUGUCCGGUGCCGUGGGCGCAGUGCUGCGUGCUGCUGGAUGGGAUCUCUGCAGGCCGUCACAUUUGGUGCCUCUUGGACAAUUCCCAACUUCUGGUGCCAAAUUGUAAAUAUCCCAUCGCUGGGACUUGCAUCCCCAGAGGCCAACUGAAACCAAUUAUGAUUUUUGAAGCAGGCCCUCUAGCUUCCAGCAGUAUGCUCCAGAGCUGCUGUUGGAGGUGUGGGAGCGCAGUCAGGGCUCUCAGUGGAAGGCUGGGGUGCUCAGACAAUGCAGGGCUGUCUCUGGUGGCUGAGUGUGGUGGUAGGACCCAUCAGAUGUGGUGGGGCCCUCCGAAGUGCAUGCUUGAGACCUUCCCUAGAUCAAGGAUGGUGUUUGUACCCGCGUGUCUUGCCCCAGAACGACUUGCUUUUUUUGGCUAGCAUCAUGCAGUACUUACUGUAACCUGAGCACAGACCUUGGGCUGGCUGCACCUCUUGGCAUUGUUAAUGGCCUCAGGGCAAAACCAGUUGUCUCCUAAAUUGAGUUUUGCAUAUGAGUAACUACAAAGAUACAGAGUCCACAACCCCAUCCAUAACUGAAGGGAGAGCAGUGCAUGGAGGUGAGCAGCAGAGGCAGAGCUACUGGGAGGUCUGAUCUCUGGCAGUGGUUUUUGCAGACUGCAGGCCAGCUUUGCUCCUUGAUGGUUGAAUUUAUUUUCUCCCACACAGCUCCUGCUCACCCAGCAGCACAUCACAGGAGAAACCUGUAGCAAACAAAACCCAAGCCUCAGACUGAAACAAACAAACAAGAAAUCAGCAGGUAGAGGUGGGAGGUGUGCUAAUUAUCAAGCAUUUGUGCUGCAGGGCCUGCUAAAAAGCACGAGGGAUCCUACAGGAGGAAAACGGGGCUGAAGGACAUGUCGAAAGCAGGAUCGGCUGCUGAGCCUACAGAGCUCAGCAGAGGGCAGAGCUGGGGCCAGAUUUGCAGCUCUUUCUCUGGAUGGCAUGUUUGACCUUUGCACUUGGUUUGCCUUAGGCUCCGAGAGCCACUCGCAGGCUCUGUGACACCCAGGGCAAUGCGUGGCGUCUCCAUGUUCCUUUGAGACAGUGUUCCAAGCACUUCUUUCCUGAGGGCGAGGGCACCCAGAGCUCCCCUUCCCCUUCCUCUUCUCUUCUUUCGGGUUGGACGCAGUGAUCUCCAGAGGUCCCUUCCAACUGCUGCAAUUCUGUGAUUCUCAUACUCUGUCUGAGGCAGAGAUGCGAUGCUUUCUUGCAGCAGUGACCAAAUGCAGGGACCACCUGGCCCUCCUUCCCACUGCCUUCUCCGGGACACCUUUGGUUAUCAUUGCACUAACGCUGAGAUGGAUCUGGGCAAGCAUGCAGCGAUGUGUGGCAGAUGAGAUUCUCCCAAAGACUUAAAAACACAACUAGCAGCUGAAGAAGCAAAGCAAAACAUAAGGCCCUGAAACUGAGUGGUCUGGAGGGUCUUGGUAAGAAGACAGGCUGGCCAGAACCUUUUCCAGUGUGUCAACCGCAGCUUUUCAUGAGGCUUAAGGGAUGUCAUUGGGUCCUCUGCUCAGAGGAGCUGUUGGUGCUGUGCUUGCUCAUUGCUUGUGUCUGAUGUACCUCACUGAAAGGAGAGAAGCACAUCUGGAGCACUCCUAUGUACCCUAAAGGCCAAGUGCUUCUCUUGCUUCUCCUUUCCUCCUUUAGGACUCAGAUGUGUAUUAUAGGGAGUGUAGAUAACUUUACCAACGUCUGAAUUUUGGAAACCCUUCAUUUACCAGGUUACUGGGGUUGGCUUGUUGAGAGCUCAGCAUGGAGCAACUCUUGUUCAGUACAGAGUACUGCCUGUCCUGCAGUGGGAAGCAGUAGGAGAGAGGCUCUCCUGGGCUUGACCAGAAAACAUUAUGUCAGUGCCAUGAGGUUCUACUUCCUUUGAGCUGGGAAACAUCCUCAGAGUUGGUGCAUCAACUUAUAGUAGAUCAUGUUGGGAGUUUGUCUUCUGCUAGUUCUGUUCUGUUCACUUGCACUUGGGAAGGGUGUUUGGAGAAAAAAAAUGAUGUGUGCAUCCUCCAGGCAUUUACUUGUUUGUGCUGUUUGCUCUGUGCCUGCAGACUUCACUUUCCAACUUAGGGUUUGCUGUGGGGGUGGCUGUGAUCUGCAGCAGGAGCAGGCACCAACGGGAGGGGAACUGGGAGGAGUGAAGGGGUCUUGGUGCUGUUCAAAGUUCUCUGCAGAACUGAGGAGCUCAGAAGGGUGUUGUGUGAGGAUGGCAGUCAGGUGAUGUUGGUCUCCAUGUCCAUCUCUCCUUGUGUCUCAGGCAGUAGGCAGCAGUUGUUCUGGCUUGCAGGAUGGGCUGCUGUGUUGUAUUGUUUCUGGGUCCCUUCAGAUGGAAGGAUUCUUUUAUUCUUUUGCCAAAGUUUUGUCUGUUGUGAGAAAACUGAUUUGGUUGGAUUUGAACUGGUGCAGUCUGCAAGAGAUUUUGUGGCAGCGAACCACAGGCUCAGGUUUUGCCCAGUGCAGAGGUCUGUUGGUUCCUGCAUGAAGCAGUCUCACUGAGAUACAUUGGUUUAAACACAGCUGUGACCCACUGGCAUGGUUUGGCUGUGUGUGGUGCUGCUCUCCCCUGCAGUCAGAAUGCGCCCAGAGGCAGCUCAGGGAGCUGCAACCCUGCAGUGAAGUUGGGGAAGAAACACUCAUAAGAGUUGGGAGUCACUGAAAUCACUUCUGGAGACUGCUGAGCUCAAUGUUGAGGUUCCUGUGUUGUUACAAGGUGCAGCAAGAUGUCUCUGGUCGGUUGGUGUUUCUCGAGAUGCUUGCAGAAACACAAGAGGCAUAGGGAGAAGAAAUCCCUGCGUGUGCUGUUGUGGGUGGAUCCACUCAACCCCACACGGGGUGCUGCAUGGAAGCAGAAUCCAAGACACUCCCUGCUAGGACUCCCUAGCACUGCAUCUGCAGAUGCUGCACUGCAUCACUGAGGAGCCAGGAGGUGGUCCAAGAGCAACCACAAAGCUGCCCAGCAGCUGGGAGCCCUGCCUUGUGCUGAAGAGGGCUUAUCAUUUCUGCUUAUGGGAGGAGAGAGGCUCUGUGAGCUAUCAGAGAGGGCUGGUCGUUCCUUGCAGAGUCAUUAGGAGUAGUGAGGUGAGAGUGAACAACCAACAAAGACACUAAAAGCAGAUUCUGGGAAUUGUUUGUUUGUUUGUUUGUUUAAUGUAGGAGAAAUCUGCUACCUGGGAGGAAAUUGGCACAGGGACGGGUUUUUAUGGAUCACAGCCCUGCUGGAAAGGACCUCCAGGGUAUUGGUGAAUGGCAGCUGGACAUGAGCCAGCAGUGCGCCCUCACAGCCCAGAGAGCCAGCCAUACCCUGGGCUGCAUCCAAAGCAAUGUGCCAGCAGGGCAGGGAGGGGAUCUGCCCCUCUGCUCUGUGCUGUGAGACCUCACCUGGAGCACUGCGUGAUGGGGAGUGCUCAUUGCAGGAGAGACACAGAGCUGUUGGAGGAGGGCCACAAAAAUGAUCCCAGGGAUGGAGCGCCUCCCUGCAAGGACAGGCUGAGAGCUGGGGCUGUACAGCCUGGAGAAGAGAAGGCUGUGGGGAGAGCUGAGGGCAGCCUGUCAGUGUCUACAGGCUUGUGAGAAGGGAGGGGACAGACUCUUCAGCAGGGGCUGCUGUAAUUGCACAAGGGGAAAUGGCUUCAAACUAAAGGACAGGAAAUGUAAAUUGGAUAUAAGGAAGAAAUUCUCAACAAUAAGGGCAGUGAGGCACUGCACGGGUUGGCCAGAGAGGUGGUGGUGCCCCAUCCCUGCAGACAGCCAAGGUCAGAGCUGGACGGGGCUCUGAGCUCUGAUGGAGCUGUGGAUGUCUCUGUGCACUGCAGGGAGUGGGACUGGAUGGCCUUUGAAGGUCCCUUGCAACUCAGAAGUUUCUGUAGUUCUGUGAUUCUUUGGACCCAACCAGAGCCUGGAUAGGAGGGUUGGGAAGCAAACGCUCCACAUACAGUGGAACAUGGAUAGAACUGGGGCUGGAGGAGCAUUAGGUGGUGUUCUUCUGCUGUGCGUUUUCUGUGAUCUCAAGUCCAGGGGAUCCAUUGGGAGUGCCCACAACACCUGGGCUGGGUCGUGGGGUGCUGUCAGAUCCCUUUGGAGAAGUGUCCCCACAGCAGUAGGGUCCAGUGCAUGGCGUAUGUGACCCUGUGUGCAAGUGUCCCCUUCCUGGGCCCCGGGAGGUGCCACCGAGCAAAGCCACAGCAUGGGGAGGUGAAGCCAAGCACAGCCCAAGGCUGCAGACCUUGCUGGUGCUGCAGGACAGUUUGCAUACGCUAGGCCAGAAAUGGUUUACCAAUGAGAGUGUAUUGCCCUGGAAUUUAAUUUUUUCUGUAUGGAAUGUGUGGGGGAUGUCUGUCCAGCUGUUGGUUGGGUUGUUUUGCUGUUCCUGGUAGAGCCUUUUGUUUUAUGACUUGGCAGAGGAGUUUUGUUCACGUUAGACAGCAGUGUGUCCAGAAGCCCCCAUAGGGUUUAACGAUCUGUAGGCAGCCGAGCUGGAGUGUUUGAGGAUAGCCUGGGAGGUGAGGCACACCGACAUCCUGCCCAGCACCGACCGCUGGCUGAAGGACUCCCUUCCCUCCCAUCAUCUCAGUGUCACCAACAGUGUAAGCGUGUCCCAACGCCGCGAGCACCACAGCCUUAAGGACUGAGCAUUUGGCAGUGCAGAUGAGUGCAGGCGUGUCCAACCCUUGCUUUUUACAACCAAAGUUCCUUAAUAAGACCCUUCCGUUCUCACCAGCCACGAAGGCUCGUGGUCCAUCUUCUGGGGCUCUCGUGGCACUCCGGUGUGUGGGUAGGGGUUCCACCAGGCUGGGCUGGGAGGAGGGAUGUUCUUUCUUUCCACGUGUCCCAGCAGGAGAGCUGCUUGCCGUGGUCUCUUUACUCUUACAGGGACCUUUUUCUUUAUUAUUAUUAUGUUUUAUUUUUUUAAUUAAAUUAUUUAAAAGGAAAACUGAUUGGGAUGAAGCAGGCUGUGAGCCCGGAGGGUUCUGCUCUGUGCCAUAGCUGGGGUGUCACACCGACAACACGCCGGCUGGGAUGUGCUUGGUGCGGCCCGUUGGGCAGAGCAGCUGCCCUCCUGCCUGCGUUCAGUUCUGCAGGCUGCUGGGAGCUGAGGUUGUGUGUCACCAAGACAACGAUGGGUGUUCUCCUUCCCCUCCUCACCCCCCCACCUCGGUAACUCGUGUGCAUUUCCUUUCUUUAGAUGCAGAUGUUCUAGGCAAUACCACAGAUGCACCUGUGUGUGUCUCUACCUGCGAGUGCAAGAAUCUCAUGUCAUCUUAAAAAAAAAAAAUACAAAAAAAAAAAUAUACAAAAAAUAUACAAAAAAAAAAAUAUCUUUUUUAGGCCAGAGUUUUCUACAGGUAUUAAUGAAUAUUUUUCUUAAUCCUUAUAAGUUUUAUGUGUUUAAUAUUUCUUAAUACCGGUAGCAUUAAUUUAUACUUUUGUAGCAACACAAUAUUUUUAUAAACCGCCACCGCUGGCUUUGUCUUCAUAACGGGGAAACGUGCGGGCAGCUGGCCCUGCACUGUACCAUGUACUGUAUUUAAAAGGUUAUCUAAUGUCACACUUGCUGUGUUAAUAAACAAAACAAAACCUG